Molecule: messenger RNA, 762 nt
Organism: Lathyrus sativus (Indian pea)
Lineage: Eukaryota; Viridiplantae; Streptophyta; Magnoliopsida; Fabales; Fabaceae
Source: the annotation of a GenBank genome assembly
AUGACAACACGAACCAACGAACCACCGCAACAACCACCGCAACAAAACGGCGGUGAGCGGAGACAAAGACCACUACCACCACCACCACAACAACAACAACACUCAAACGGUUACAUGCAUCAACAACACCACCCUCAAUACUACCCUCAAACCCCCUCCCGCUCCUCCUCCUCCGCCUCCCUAAAAGGCUGCUGUUGCUGCCUCUUCCUCCUCCUCUCCUUCCUCGCCCUCCUCGUCCUCGCCAUCGUCCUCAUCAUCCUCCUCGCCGUCAAACCGAAAAAACCACAAUUCGAUCUUCAACAAGUAGGCGUACAAUACAUGGGAAUAACCCCCAACAACCCUAGCGGAACCACCGCUUCACUAUCCCUAACCAUCCGUCUGUUAUUCACGGCGGUUAAUCCUAAUAAGGUAGGAAUCAAGUACGGAGAGUCCAGGUUUACCGUGAUGUACCGCGGAAUUCCGUUGGGAAAAGCUUCGGUUCCUGGAUUUUAUCAAGAUGCGCACAGUGUAAGACAAGUUGUGGCUACGAUUGGGGUUGAUAGGGUUAAUUUGUUACAAGCUGAUGCUGCUGAUUUGAUUAGAGAUGCUUCGUUGAAUGAUCGGGUCGAACUUCGGGUUCUGGGUGAUGUUGGUGCUAAGAUCCGGGUCAUGAAUUUUGAUUCACCUGGUGUUCAGGUUUCGGUGGAUUGUGCAAUAGCAAUAAGUCCAAGAAAGCAAUCUCUCACUUACAAGCAGUGUGGAUUCGAUGGAUUGAGUGUUUAA